AUGCGAAAAACAUCGAGUAAUGUGAAGCCAUAUUUAAAGCAGGUUCACUGGCUGGGCACAUGGCGGCUAUCUGAUAGGGCUUCUUGGCAGUUCUGUGGAAGUAAUAGUGAGGAUCAGAGUUCUGAUAGACUGUACCAUACUUCCAGGAAUGUACACCACAUAACUAGCAUUCAGAGUUGGGAAACAAAUCUACUACGAGCCAACCAGGAGGGACAGAUUGUUGUGGCAAACUUUACAGCAUCUUGGUCUAAUCCCUGUAAAGAUAUUGCACCUACCUAUGCUGAGCUGGCCGAUAAGUAUUCGAGCCUUUUGUUUCUGACAGUAGAUGCUGAUGGGCUUGCUGAGUUGAGUAGUUCAUGGGAUAUCAAAGCACUUCCAACAUUCUAUUUUCUGAAAGAUGGACGACAAGUAGAGAAGCUUGUUGGGGCCAACAAGUCAGAGCUACAUAAGAAGACAGCCACGAUGGCUAUGUUAUCUAAGGCUCCUCAUUGA
Molecule: messenger RNA, 492 nt
Organism: Neltuma alba
Lineage: Eukaryota; Viridiplantae; Streptophyta; Magnoliopsida; Fabales; Fabaceae
Product: thioredoxin H4-1-like
Exons: 4
Coding region: 1-492 (163 amino acids)
Source: RefSeq, a predicted model, not a curated record